Messenger RNA from Prinia subflava (tawny-flanked prinia), 8798 nucleotides. RefSeq names its product pleckstrin homology domain containing A8 (gene PLEKHA8). The record is from RefSeq and is a predicted model, not a curated record. Gene Ontology annotation, cellular component: cytoplasm. Gene Ontology annotation, biological process: intermembrane lipid transfer; ER to Golgi ceramide transport. The transcript has 14 exons. Gene Ontology annotation, molecular function: lipid transfer activity. NCBI's taxonomy places the organism in Eukaryota, Metazoa, Chordata, Aves, Passeriformes, Cisticolidae. Bases 302 to 1861 code for a protein of 519 amino acids.
AUUCCGCGCCCGCCUCCGCGCGCCCGCCCCUGGCCGCCGCCGGUCACGCGGGCCGCGAUUCACAGCGCGGGUUGCGCUGACGGAGCGCGGCGGGGCCGUGCCGGGGCCGCGCGGCUGCGGCGCUCCCUGCGCUGAGAGCGUGGCGGCGGCGGCGGGGGGCGGGCGCGGAGCGGGCCGGGCGGGGCGCGCGCCCCCCCGCGAUGGCGCUGUGUGGCGGCGGCGCGGCGGAGCGCGGGCGGCGGCGGGCGGCGUGACCCCGCCGGGGGGCGGCCGCGCUGCAUGGGGCCGGGGGCCGGCCGGCAUGGAGGGGGUCCUGUACAAGUGGACCAACUACCUGAGCGGCUGGCAGCCUCGGUGGUUCCUUCUCUGUGGUGGCAUCCUGUCCUAUUAUGACUCUCAGGAAGAUGCCUGGAAGGGUUGUAAGGGAAGCAUCCAAAUGGCUGUUUGUGAAAUUCAAGUUCAUCCUGCAGAUAACACACGAAUGGACCUGAUUAUCCCAGGGGAGCAGUACUUCUAUCUGAAGGCAAGAAAUGCAGUUGAAAGGCAAAAGUGGCUGGUUGCACUAGGAACUGCCAAAGCCUGUCUGACUGACAGCAGGACACAGAAGGAAAAAGAGUUCACUGAAAACACAGAAGCCUUGAAGACUAAAAUGUCUGAACUUAGACUGUACUGUAACCUUCUUGUUCAGCAAGUGCAUAAAACAAAGGAAGCCAGCAUUUCUGUGUCAGAGCCAGAGAGUGAGAUUGACAUGGGAGCUCUGUUGAAAUCAACCUGUGACACUUUCCUGAAGACUCUUGAAGAAUGUAUGCAGAUUGCAAAUACUGCCUUCACUUCUGAGUUACUGCAUCAGACCCCACCUGGAUCCCCAAAUUUAGCAGUUCUCAGAACAAGCAAGGUAAAGCACUCUGUCUUGUCCAGUCACACCUCAACAGAAAGGCAGGUGGAAUUGAACCCCUGUGAAAAUGGCUGUGUAAAAGCAGAAAUUAACCAUCAAGAGCAAGCAGUUAUUAAAAGUAUGGAAAGUUUAAACUUGGAAAUGAAUGAGGGGACUGGUGAUGUUUAUGUUGAAGAUCAUGUGGCAAAGGAUUUGGCGGGCAUUAAAGACGAUGGAGAGGACAAGCUGCAAGCUGUAGAAAGCUGUGGUGCCCACAAGUUGCUGCAGAUGGAAACAAAUUCUUUAAGUGGAUUGACUCUGUGUGAGGAAGAAAGAAAUGAAAAUGAUUCUCCUACCUUCUUCAGUGUCAUGAGCAAUAGGUUCAGUGAUAUUGAGCUUCGGGAGGAGGAGGGCAUACCAACAGAGGAGUUCCUGGAGUCUUGUUAUGCAAUUGUGCCUGUUCUGGACAAGCUGGGACCAACUGUUUUUGCUCCAGUUAAAAUGGAUUUUGUAGGCAACAUCAAGAAAAUAAACCAGAAAUUUAUAACCAACAAAGAAGAGUUUGAUACCCUUCAGAAGAUUGUGCUCCAUGAAGUGAACACAGGUGUGGCACAAGUUAGAAACUCUGCUACAGAGGCUCUCCUGUGGCUGAAAAGAGGUUUAAAGUUCUUGAAAGGAUUUUUGACAGAAGUGAAGAAUGGGGAAAAGAAUAUCCAAACAGCUCUGAACAAUGCUUAUGGAAAGACGUUACGGCAGCACCACGGUUGGGUUGUGCGCGGGGUCUUUGCGUUAGCUUUAAGGGCAGCUCCAACAUAUGAAGACUUUGUGGCAGCUCUGUCUGUAGAUGAGUGCGAUCCUCAGGAAGAAACGUUUUACAAAGGAAUGCAGAGGGACCUCAACAUUUACCUACCAGCCAUGGAAAAGCAGCUAAAUAUCUUGGACACUCUCUAUGAAGUACAUGGUUUGGAGUCAGAUGAGGUGGUAUGACUACAGCAAGACCACAUCUUAAAAAUUCAGGGACUGUGUCUGUUAACAAAGAUUUCUUCCGUUUUGGUUUUGGGACAUCAUUUCUGUUCAUUGUGUCUUUUCAGGUGGGAAGGGUGUUGAGUGUUUUGGGGGAAGGGUAUGUGUGAUUUUUAUCUUUUCAUUACGCUUGUGUUGCAUUUAAAUGCAGAGGUACUGUCUCUCUUUGGAUCAUAACUGUCUGUGGUGAAUGUUUUUGACUGUUUCUCUUCUACCUGUGCACCUCCUCUUCUCUUCACCUCAUAAAAGUAACAGAGCAGAAUUUGGCCUUUGCUGCUGUACCUGAGGAGAGACCUGCUUGUACAGCAGAGCUAUUGGGUUACCAGCAUGGCACCUGAGCAGGUGCUGCUGCCUCUGGCUCUGGCUCUCCCACUCCCUACCAUGGUGUAGGAAGACAGUGAGAGUUAUUGUUACCCUGGUAGCAGAAGAGAAGGACAGCUAAACACCAGCUUAUAGUGCAGUGGGUUUGUCCCUCAAUUUGGGUUGAACCUCUUUAAUGCAAAUAAUAUAUUUGCAUGACAUAAAUAUUUAUUAAAUUAAAUCAACAUUUUAAUCCAAAUAUUAUAGCGAUCUUCACCACAGGUGCAUGUGGCUGGUGGUCUGAGUGGUCCCAAGGUCUAGCCUUUGAAACAGGAUGUUGUGUUCCCUGACCGGCUCCCAACAUGUGCCAUGGCUUCCCUGCCAGCUCCUGCUAGUGGACCACAAAUCUGCUGGCACAGACUCAGCCCAGCCAAUUUCAACAGUGUUUUACACGUUUGAAGAUCAUGUCCAUCAUCCCGACUUAGUAAGGUUUAGGAGGGUUUUCUGUUUUAGGGGUUUCGUGAAUCAAAUUCAUGCAAAACUGUAAUCCUUAUUUUUAAGUUGUGUACAGCAAGCAGCUUGAAAAGCAGAUAUCAUGAAAAUCCUUCCUGGAUUGUCAUUAUGGGCAGAAACUUCAUGGAAGUGGACAUGAAAUGAGUGAAAUAUAGGGGAAGCUAAAAUUUGUGAUGGAGCUAUUAGACAUGGGACUCAUUUCAAAUCUUGAAUUUUGAAAUUAUUUAGAAGUGACUAAAAUUAAGAAAGAGUUCCUCUUUUUCCCAUUUUGCUGAUACAGAUAAAAAUGUGUUCCUUAGCAUUGCUGCUAUUAAAAAUAAUGAAGAAGUCCUUUUAGCUAGUGAUAUGGUUAGGGACAAAAUUUCUAGUUGUGUUGAUGACCCACCAGAAGGCUGUCUGUGGAUUACUGACUCCAGUUCCAGGCAUAAGCAGGUCUCUCUGUGUUGACCUAGGGCUUCAAAUGGCUUUGUACAAAGAGCUGAGUUUAACUCAUGUGCAGGAGGGGAGAAGGCUGUUCUAGUGAGGUACUUAAAGUUACUAAGUUUUCAUCAAUACACAAGUGUUGCCAUACUCAGAGAAGUAGUGCUGGCUUUUGCUAGGCUAAACCCAGUGUUGUUAGUAAAAUGAAUGUACUGCUGCCCUGCAUUGCUGUGUGACAGGAGCCUCUGCACACUGAAUACUUGAUCCUUUCUGAAGAGCCUACCAUUGUGAGCUUUAAGAAAAAGCAUGAGAUACUUGAAGAAAAGGCCAACAUCAAACUUACUGUAUAAAGAAAGAUACCAGGACUCUAAUUAGACAUUCAUAGAGUCAUAGAAUGUGCUGUGUUUGCUGUGUUGGAAGAGACCCAAGGGAUCAGGAUCAUCAAGUCCAGCUCCUGGCCCUGCUCAGGACACUCCAAGAAUCCCACCAUGUGCCUGAGAGCAUUGUCCAAAAGCUACUUGAACUCAGACAGGCUUGGUGCUGUGACCAUUUCCCUGGGGAGCCUGUUCCAGUGUCCAGUCACCCUCUGGGUGAAAAACUUUUACCUGGUAUCCAACCUAAACCUCCCUUGACUCAGCUUCAUGGAAUUUCCUUGACUCCUGUCACUGGUGACAAGAGUGAAGAGAUCAGAGUCUGUUCCUCUGCUUCCCCUUGUGAGGAUGCUGAGGACCACAGUGAGGUCUCCCCUCAGUCUCCUCUUCUCCAGGCUGAACAGACCAAGUGAUCUCCUCAUAAGGCUUCCCCUCCAGACCCUUCACCAUCCUCGUGGCCCUGCUUUGGACAUUCUCUAAUAGUUUAAUGUCUUUUUUGUGUUGUAGUGCCCGAAACUGCUCCCAGCGCUCGAGGUAAGGCCACCCCAGCUCAGAGCAGAGCAGGACAAUCCCCUCUCUUGCCUGGGUGGUGACGCUGUGCCUUCACCCCAGGACACAGUUGUCCCUCUUGGAUGCCAGGGCACUGCUGACUCAGAUUCAGCUUGCCAUCAACCAGGACCCCCUGAACUCUCCUCAGUGCUGCUCUCCAGCAUCUCAUUCCUGUCUGUGCACACAACCAGGACUGUCCUGUCCCAGGUGCAGAAUCUGGCACUUGUCUUUGCUAAACUUCAUGCAGUUGGUGAUUGCCCAUUUCUAAUUUGUCAAGGUCUCUCUGCAGGGCCUCCCUGCCCUCAAGGGAAUCCCCGUUUAGCUCCUCACAAUUUGGUGUUGUUGCAAACUUACUUAGCAUCCCUUCCAGUCCUGUGUCCGAGUCAUUUCUGAAGAUGUUGAAAAGCACAGGGUCAAGGAUGGAGCCAUGUGGAGCUCCACUAGUGACAGGGCACCAGCCUGAGGAGUCACUACAAUCCUUUGUGCCCAGCCCAUGAGCCAGGUGCUCACUGAUCAUGUAACAUGGUUAUUGAGCUGUGUGCUGGACAUCUUGUCCAGAAGGAUACUGUGAGAGACAGUGCUGAAAGCUUUGCUGGCAUCCAAAGAGAUUGCAGCAGCUGGCUUUCCUAGAUCAGCAAAGUGGGUUACCCUGUCAUAAAAGGAAAUCAGUUUCAACAAGUAGGACUUCCCUCCCAUGAAGCUGUGCUGGCAGUGAAUAACAGCAUUGUCUUGCGGGUGUUUUUCAAUACCUCUCAGAAUAAUCCUUUCCAUGAUUUUACCUGGCACUGAAGUGAGACUGACAGGCCUGUAAUUUCCAGGGUCCUUCUUCCUCUUCUUGAAAAUCAGGGCAAUGCUUGCCAGCUUCCAGUCAGCUGGGACCUCUACAGAUUCCCAAAAGACAGUUUAAAUAGUAUGACUUCUUGCUCUGUCAUAUUCCGAGUCUUACCUAUCUGUAGUUCCUAGGUACUCAAGAGCAAUCAGAAAGAAUCAGGUUUUAGUUUUGUGGAUUUUCUUAAAUUAAGUAGUAUAUGUGUGAGUACAAAGUCAAAACUUUUGACCAAAGCUCUAUUCAAUUAUUUCACUACUCACAGUGCUAAAAAUGAAGCUGAGAGCCUUUGGGAUUGUUGUCUGCUGCUUCUGAGCAUAAAUCCAAAGAAACCACCCCUGUAGGAGAACAACCAACUUUCCACCCUUUGUGGUUUCCUCACAGUUUUCAGCUGUUUGGUGGGAAACUUCACUGUAACAGUUUUUAGCUGAAUGACCUGGAAAGAUAAUGAAGAUAAUGAAGUGACAUUUCCACAAAAUAUCAGCUAGGUCAUAGGAAGACCAGGAAGAGAUCCCUCUUCUCUAGAGAUUUAGUGUCAGAUCACAAAAAAUUGCAAUUCCUUUUUGCCCCAAGUUUUUCCUGUAGUAGGAAAGCAUAUUCAGCUCAGAGUAUUUGGAGGUAUUUUUGGGGUUUCUGUUUCAUUUUUGUUUUUUAACUAGAAGGAGAACCACUAGUUUGUUGGGUGUGCGUCAGAUGCAAAAUUUGUUUCAAAAAGUCAGGAGACUUUAUUUUGUAGGUAAAGAAGAGCUUCAUUGGGCUACCAGCUCCAGUUACUAACUUGAACCAUUCUUCUGUCAUCCAACAAGCAGGGAGAGUGUUCUGUAUUACAUGUUCUCUAAUCAGCAUAGCAUCCUGCCUCAGAGCAGACUUUCUCAUCUUGCUGUUCUGUGUAAAGUUGUUUUUUCUGAACUCUGGAAUUGGUGCUUGAGAGGGUUCUUAGGAGACCAUGGCUUCAGAAGACCCCUCUGUGCUUGUUGUUAAACAGGGGCCUUGCAGAGAAGGAACUGAGCGAGGUCUCCUUUCCUUCAAAACUUGCACUUCACCAUGCACUGCUUUUGCAGGGCGUUGAGCACUUCUAAGACUUCUGAAUGCCCUCUUUCCAGUCAAACCACCACUGAGACAGAAACCCAUGUGGCACAUUCAGAGCUGAACUCCAAGUUACACCUCUCAGGAUGUCGUAGACCAGACCACCAAGUGGAACCAAAUGCACUGAUAGACAACUCACUGUCUUUUUCUGUGGUGUCAGUUUGGCAAGCAGAGAGAAUGGCAUUUCAGUAGAAUAACUGUAGAGAACAAGCAACUAACUUUUGGCCUUCAUAUUUAGAACUGGAGAGAAGGUCAGUGUUUUCUGUUUCAUUUGUUUGGUUUGUUAGUUAGUUAGGGUUAUUUUCUUUGUUGUGUUUUUUUCUAAUGGCUGACAUUUAUGAUCAACUGACCUGCACACUGAUAGAGAUCCACAUGACUCUCACUGCACCCUGGCUCUGUGUACUUCACAUUCUUUGGUUUGUUAAGUCGUGCUAGUCUGAAGUUUUGCAUCCCUUCCCUUUAGAAAUGCUUUUGGCUGUUUCCUUCAACGUCUAACAGUUGCAUAUUCUCAGGGAUUUUACUUACCCAAGGUGAAAUAAGAGUAAUCACUGCCUUACCCUAGCAGGGAGUAAGGCUGCUUUUUGUGAAGGUAGUAUAGCUGAGCCUAGAACUCUGAUACAGCAUGUGAGACAGGCAGUGUCCAUGCAGUGUGCAUCCUUGCUGGGACAUGGGAAAUCCCAAAGCAAUCUGAUGGAAGUGCUGUCUAGUACUGAAUAAUUGCAGUCAGCAUAUUUGAAUAGAGACCAUGAUCACAUCUUUGUUAUAUAAUGUCAUUGGCAUAGAGCAGAGCUCUCAAUUUCAGUCGAGUUCUGCUGAGCAAUGGGACACUUUUAUUUAUUUUAUUUAUUUUGUGUUUUGUAUUUUUUUAAUCAAGCUGUGUUCUGGAGUCCCCUCUGCUAUUUAAAGACACCAUACUCUGUUCCAUGUUGGAGUUCUGUGACAUUACAAUUGUAGAACUGCAUACUCAAGUGCUUUAGUGUAAACAUAACGAGCCAUUGAAACAUCCUGUCUCGACUCUGUUGUGCUGUGGAUCUCCCUUUAACAGAUGCAUUUAAAGUUAAGGGCCAUGUACCUUCACUUACAAGCUUUUUGUGAAGUAUCACCAGGAUUUAAAUUUCAGCUGUUUGCUUUUAAAAUCUUUCCUAGUUUGAAAAGUGUUGUUUGGUUGGUUGGACAUAUAAAAGUAUGCCUAAAAAUCUACCCCAGGUAUUUGUAGCCUGCUUUGGCAAAGGGAGGGUGUGGGCCAUUACAGAAAAAAGUGCUACACAUCUCCAUAUGCUGCACUUUUUAACCAUUGUCACUUCAGCUUUUGUGAAAACCUUUAGGGAAGCUUAAACUGCCUUUCAGACACCAGGAAAGAUCAUUAGCAUGUUCCUGGCUGUCUUGACCUUUUUCCCUACCCAGUCCUUCCUUUCUACCCACUGGCAUCUGCUUUGCUAUCAAAGCUGUUGCUGUCAGAGCAAAGCAGGAUGUGUUGUAAGGCAUUCAAAUACAAACUUGGAUAUUCAGAAAUGAAUUCUUUGGCAGGCAAUGUAAAUUAGGACAUUUCAGACUUGGGUGUUCUGCCUCACAGAAAUGAAAGCACAAGUGUUUUUGGAUUUGUUGUUUUAGUUUACUUAUUUCUGUUGUCUUGCCUGCCUAGCGCAGAUAACAAAACAAACAAAAAAAAAGAAAGUGGUGUGGAAAUAACUGAAUUCAUGCCUUCUGUAGCCCCCUGCUGAACAAACCUUCCAAACUUCUGCUUGCUCUAAGCAAUAUAAAAUCUCCCUCGUGCAGGAGGAGUGUCAUAGUGCACUUACUGGCUCUGAGCAAACCCAGGCCAUAGCUCACAGUUGACACAAGGAUUUAAGCACUUGCUUUGAAGUUAUGACAUAGGCAUAUGUUUCGCUUACACGUGCACCAUCCCACUGGCAUGCAGGUCUUCAAAAUGCAGUCUUAGACCAUCAUUUUUAAUAUCCCUUUUGUGGUGUAAGAUUUCUCCCCCACAUACUUCAGAUGUGCUAAAGCUGGAUUUUUAAAAUAUGAAAGUUCCUAGUUUUCAUUUCCUUAUUCCUGCUUAACACUAAGUGUGCCAACUUUCUUUUGCAUUUCAGCAUUCAAGGGGUCCAAAAAUUAUUGAUUCCUUUAUUUAAAGCCAUGUUGAAAGUUUGAGAUUUAUGUCUACUUGAAACUAAAUGAGUAAAUUGCAUUCCAGAAUACAAUAAUUAAACUGAAAACGAAGGCAGCUUGCUUUUAUGGUUUCCUAUUCUCCUUUUUUCAAGCCACUUCUGGGCAUACAUUUUUAUCAAUGUCAAGCUAAGCUUAAUGUAAGCCUUACUUUACAUACUAAAAUAUGUACAUACUGAAUACAUUUAAAGACAAAGAGAAGGUAUAUCACCUCACACUUUAAAUUUACUGAAUUCUAAGGGCUUGUUCACGCCCUCCAAAUCACCUCUCUCAGUGUAAGCUUUGCACAAAUUGUGCUGUCAUAAGUAGUUCGGUCUGAAAUACUCUGAAGUUUCCAGUCUGCAUCAUCUCAAAUCAUACAGCAUCUGUCUCUUCCUUUGGAGCAUUGUUAAGACUUUGACAGACUUUUAUAUUAUUUCAUUAUAAUAAACUUAUUUUAAAUAAGCAUGCUUUUAAAUCUCGUUUUCUCCUUGCAUGGAUUCUGUUUCUUUUAUUGCAGUAUAGGGCCUAAAGUGCUCCUCAGGACUGCAUUUGUUAUGGGUACUGUGUGAGCAGUCAAAGCAAAUGUUUCUGGUUGACAGAAACUGCCUGUAUUUAUCUUUGUAUGAAGAAUGUCAGCACACGUGAAGCCUGUUUGGACUGUGAGAAUAAAAGCUGUGUCUGGCACGUG